Saccostrea echinata is the source of this 4409-nucleotide messenger RNA. RefSeq lists its product as uncharacterized. Gene Ontology annotation, molecular function: protein binding; superoxide-generating NAD(P)H oxidase activity. The transcript is spliced from 30 exons. Gene Ontology annotation, biological process: superoxide anion generation; defense response. The coding region runs from base 250 to 4275 and encodes 1341 amino acids. NCBI's taxonomy places the organism in Eukaryota, Metazoa, Mollusca, Bivalvia, Ostreida, Ostreidae. The record is from RefSeq and is a predicted model, not a curated record. Gene Ontology annotation, cellular component: NADPH oxidase complex; plasma membrane.
UUGUAAUAAUACAUGUGUCGCUGUUUAUAGAUGGAUAUAAUUGAUUUGGUCACUGUAUAGGGUGGAUAACAAAUGCUGGAAAUGGACAUAACGUAUAUAUAAUAUUAGAUUUUACCUAAAGAAGACAUAAAUGAAGUUUCGAAAUUCCUCGGAUAAACAAACAUAUCGGAUGACAACCACGCAAACCGCCAGACGUGAAGACGUGAUUCAUUGCUGGUCUUAGUCUAGUGUAGCUGGAUUAAUUUGACUAUGGCAAGAAUUUUGAACGACUUGCCAAGAUGGCUAGUGAUUACUCUGUGGUUGAUUGCCAACAUUGUAUACUUUGUGGUGACCUAUUUCCGGUUCCUCCAGAUAUAUUAUGAUUAUACAAAUCUCAUGCUUGGGCCUGCCCUGCCCUGGGCACGAGCAAGUGCUGCUUGCCUCAAUCUCAAUUGCAUGCUAAUUUUAUUACCGGUGUGUAGAAAUUUGUUAUCAGCCAUUAGAGGAUCAUUUCAAAGAUGUUGUAAUAGAAAUAUACGUCGCCUGUUGGACAAACACAUCACAUUUCAUCGAUACAUAGCUUACAUGAUAUGUAUACAUACAGCAAUACAUUUGGGAGCCCACAUAUUUAAUGUAGAGCGCUACAGGGAAGCAUAUAACAGUAGAGAUACGGCCAAUCGUGAACUGUUAGCGAUGCUCAGCUCCUAUCGAGAUAAUCCAAGUGUUAACACAACAUUCUUAAACUUCAUAGAUUCUCCUAACACUGAUGCUGUUAAGGAGGCACUGAAGACUUUAUCCGGUGUGUCAGGCGUCGUCAUCACACUCAUACUCAUUGUCAUGGUUUCCUCAGCAACUGAGCUCAUCAGACGUUCAUAUUUUGAGAUUUUCUGGUUUACUCAUCAUCUUUUCAUCCUCUUUUUCAUCGGUGUCAUUGUUCAUGGAUUCCAGGGGAUAGUGAGGCGACAGAGUAAUGUGGCAGAACACAAUCCACAGCAAUGUAUGGCCAGCUUCGAGAACUGGGGGAGACCAGGAGGAUGCCCCAUCCCUCAGUUUGUGGGUCUGGAACCCAAUGCUUGGAAGUGGGUGGUGGCACCACUGGUCAUAUACUUCAUAGAGAGGGCAGUCAGAUUCUGGAGAAGUACCCAGAAAGUGGUCGUUUCCAAGGUGGUGCAACAUCCCUCCAAAGUCUAUGAGCUGCAGAUGAAGAAGAAAGGUUUUAAGAUGGGACCAGGACAGUACAUAUUUCUCCAUUGUCCCAGCAUCUCUAGUCUGGAAUGGCAUCCUUUCACGCUUACCUCAGCCCCUGAAGAUGACUAUUUUUCUGUACACAUCAGACGAGCCGGUGAUUGGACAGAGGCACUCGCUAAGGCGUGCUACGUUGAUGAUGGAGAAUUCCAAUCUUCAAGGAAAAUGCCAAGGUUAGCAGUGGAUGGACCGUUUGGAACAGCUACAGAGGAUAUUUUCUGGUAUGAAGUUGAUGUAUUCGUGGCGGGGGGUAUUGGAGUCACUCCAUUUGCUUCCAUCCUGAGACAUAUCUGGCACAAACACAAAGAAUCCAAAGAAGACAUGAAGCUGAGAAAGGUGUACUUUUACUGGGUGUGUCCAGACACCAACUCUUUUGAAUGGAUUAACGAUCUUCUGAAGAACUUUGACCAACAAAUGGCUGAAGACGGUCACAGCGAGUUUCUCAAUUACUAUAUCUACUUAACACGGGGCUGGGACAAAAACCAGGCCCAAAACAUUAUUUUACAUGAACAUGAGGAUGUUGACCCGGUGACUGGGCUAGCACAAAAGACACAUUAUGGACGACCAAACUGGGACAAGAUUUUCCAGGACAUUGCUAAAAGUCACCCAAGUACCAGUGUGGGGGUGUUUUUCUGUGGGCCUGGGGCUCUUUCCAUGACCCUCCACAAAAUGUGUAACAAACACUCCACAGUAGGAGGAACCAAAUUCUUCUACAACAAAGAAAACAAGAAGCAGGAGACUGACUCACUGAGGAGUGAUCGAGUGUCGGCUUUAUUUAGGACUCUGAUGGAUCAACUCCAUAGCUUGUUUAAGACAAAACGAUAUCAGAGAUGCCUGGAUAUUUUGAGAAGAUCUCCAAAGUCUUCUUUGCUGGAGACGUUUACCAUAACAAACAACAUAAACUCGGUGGAGAUAUCCUUGAAUUUGUUGUCAGGAAAUACUACAUUUACUACAAUUAAAAAUGUAGAAGAGGAAUUUGCACACUUACUACAAAAAAUAAGAUGUAUUCCAGCUAAAGAGGAAACAUUAGUGGUGGAAAUCUGUGUUGUGUGCAAUAUAACUGUGUGUCUUCUUGUUCAGGGCCUUUGUCCUGUUGAUCAUUGUCUAGAGAUGGUGUCAUUCACCCUGCAGAAAGUCUGGAAUUUAACUGGAAGAAGAAGAAGAAGCCAUCAAACAACCAACAAAAAAUUCAGUAGGAAAGAUCUCAUAUUCAGUAUGCUGAAAGACAUUUGGGAUUCAGAUUUGAGUGGACCAUUAUGUCAGAGUUUGGUAGAAAUUUGUUCCAGAUGUGCUACUGUCCUUCUUCUGAACAGGAAGCCAGAGACAGCUCUACAAUUUUUGUCUCUUUGUAAAAUGGAAUCGCAGAAAAAUCCUGUGCAUGAGGAGGCCUUCCUGCCUGCACUGUUAAUCCCCAUAGAGGUGUCUUUGCUAGGAGGUGAGGCAUGUUCCUCCGAGUCUGGGACAUUUGAGACCUGGCACCUCCUGUCAGCACUGAGUCUCUAUCCAGAUGAGCCCUCAGCAUGCAAGGAACAUCUACAGAAUAUAACGCAGCAAGCCUGGCAGCCCUACACAAAACUUAUGGAAGCACAGUUGGAAUAUGAUGCUGGACAUUACCUGGAGGCCAUGGUUCUUUUGUCUAAGACAGCUGGACUGCCAUUUGAGAUGACAAAGAGAUUAAUGGCUUUACACUGUAAUCUGUUUGGACUGUGUCUGUCAAAACUGAAAAAGCCUCACAGUGCCAUACAAAAGUUCAGGGAAGCAUUAGACUCGGAUUUCUCCUACCUGGUGCCCCUGUAUAACAUCUCCAGAGAGUACAGACAGCUGGGUCUAGAGGAGGCAGAAUUGGAGUCAUUAAACUUGCUAGUCACGGCUUUGGAGAGUAAGGAGACAAAAAAGGAAUCCCCAGACAGCAUCUUUUUCCAGAAUGUCACGAAGAGUGAUAUAAACUUAAUUCAAUCCUUGUAUUAUCUUGCCAAGGCAUGUGAAGUCCAUAACAAAUAUAACAUUGCAUCAGAGAAAUACAUUCAUCUUAUAUCAUUACUCAAAGGCAAUGUAGUCUUAAAGGUAAAUGGCUGCGAGAUCACCAGUGCUCCUUCAAUAUCUGAAAUUUAUAGGUGCACAGUAUUUUCUUUACUGAAAUCUAAAAAAUACCAGCAGUGUGAAAUCUUGUGUAAACAUGUACUGUCAUGCCAGCCUUCAAGUGUCCUUGACCUCUCAAACAUACUGUCACAACAAUCACAAGAACUCUCUCAUUCACAAAUGACCUCCACACAACCUCAAGGUCGGUCAGGGACAUUUGCCCUUGGGAACAACUUUUCACAGUCAGUCAUAAGGGAAAAUUCUGUUGAAGAGAAGGAGGCAGAAGGGUCCAAAGGUAAAAGGAAGAGGUUACCAUCACAGGAGGCAGCUGACUUUGACCCCGAAGGUCAAACAGAGCUGGUCUUCGUUCACCUCUACAAAGCAGAAGCUCAGGUGUAUCUCAACAAGAUUGAGGAAGCCAUUGAAAGUCUAGACACUGUCCUAGAAGUAAUCAGAAAUUCCUGUUCAUUUGGGACUCCAUUGUCAGCCCAGUCAUUAUCACAAGAAACAAAAAGACAAAGGUUGAGUUCUGAUGGUGCUGCCAAGCCAACAUCAUCCACAAACACAGCCUCAUUUUGGGAAGAAGUACGUCAGCAGGCAUCUCUUGUUUAUUGUUGCUUGGGAACCAACCUAGGUCGACAAAACAAGCUCACAGAUGCCCUGCACUACCUCAGACUCAGUUUUCAACUUGAUAAGGGUCAUUUGACAAGUUUGUACAACUGCACAGCUGUGUUGUGGAGAUUAGAGAGACAGGAGGAAGGGGCAUUGUUGUGGUGUAAGGGGAGACAACUUGACACACAGACUGACAGUUUUCAGAUGGCGGGUCUGAUAAAACGUAAAAAGGCAGCAUUGCAGAAUCCAGGGGGAAAUGACCUUCCCUUUGAAGUCAAGGACAAAGUCACAGACCAGGAAGCAGUACAUCUUGACGUCCGAUGUUUAGAGUUUCUUAUUCGCUGGAGGCGUGACAGAUGACCUGUGGUCAGAUGGCUGAUGAACUUCAUGCUCUGCUGAUCUUAUAACAAUUUAGUAUGUCAGCCUUGGCUUGGUACAGUGUAUGUCUUUAGACAGAGUGACCAGUAGGUUUUUUGCAUUGUAAAAUACUGUUA